UUUCGCGAACAUGGACACAAGACAACAAAAAUAAAUUUGUGGACAACAAGCCUGCGAAUGAUGGCGGCGUCGCUGCUACGCCGGGACAAGAAAGCUGCUGCCGCCUAUCUGAAGGCAGACUUAAACCGGUCUGACAACACCUCCGGUCUCCGACAACUUCAGGAUCUGCUGGAUGUCGUGCUAAAUCCCGAAAAACCGGCGACGGACACGGAGGCGUUGGACUGGUGUAAAUGUCUAAUCGCAGGAGGCGAAGGUUUCGAGGAGUUCUGCAAAACGGUCCGGUCUUAUGACAACGCCACCCUGUGCGGCUUGGUGUGGACGGCUAAUUUUGUGGCAUAUCGAUGCCGGACGUGUGGCAUCUCCCCUUGCAUGUCACUGUGCGCGGAGUGUUUCAAUAACGGAGACCAUACGAGCCAUGACUUCAACAUGUUCCGGAGCCAGGCUGGCGGGGCCUGCGACUGUGGAGACAGUAAUGUCAUGCGAGAGACUGGGUUUUGCAGACGACAUCGGUUGAGAACAGGAGAGAACAUCCCGUCAAUACCUCGAGAUCUUCUCUUGAUGUCUGAGUUGGUUCUUCCUCGCUUUAUCCUGUGUGUCAUACAGUAUCUGAGGGAUGGAUACACAGAACCAGACACCUCAGCUGAGAGAGAUCUACAAAAAGUUUUACAGCAGCUGGAGCCUCAAAUCUCCUUCCUGGAGGAGCUCACUAAAAUGGGCGGAGCCAUGCGCACUAUACUGACAAAAAUCCUGACCAAUCAGCAAGCGUUCAAGGAGCUGAGCAUGGGCCAAGAGGAGAAUAUGUUUGCGAAAAACAACUAUGAAAAGUAUUUGUCUGCGUUGAAGAAUUCUGGUCUGGUGUCCAUGGAGGAAAAAGCCCAAAGUGUUGCCAGUGACAGCCCUGUUGGUGCCGAAGGAGGUGCUGAUGUUCUGCUGGGAUCCACAGCACCAGGAAGCCCAGAUGAGGCGAGCAAAGAGGAGGACCAAGAUGCAGGGCAGAGUGUUGGACAGAGAAAGCGGGUCAAGCUGAGUAGCAGUACAAAAGACCUGUGUAUUAUUGAGUCAUUGAAGCAUAAAUGUUUUUUGGAGGAGCUCCUCUUUUGGACAAUAAAAUACGAGUUUCCUCAGAAGAUGGUCACCUUCCUACUCAACAUGUUGCCAGAUCAAGAUUACAAGAUCACUUUUACAAAAACAUUUGUUCAGCAUUAUGCAUUCAUCAUGAAAACCCUGAUGAAAAGCCACGAGUCGGACACCAUGUCCAACCGCAUUGUGCAUAUCAGCGUGCAGCUGUUCAGCAACGAGGAGCUGGCUCGUCACGUGACGGAGGAGUGUCAGCUGCUAGACAUUAUGGUCACUGUCCUCCUUUACAUGAUGGAGAGUUGCCUUAUUAAAAGUGAACUUCAGGAUGAAGAAAACAGUCGCCAUGUGGUGGUGAACUGCAGUGAGGCUCUGUUGAAGAAUAACACCUACUGGCCGUUAGUUAGCGACUUCAUCAACAUCUUGUCGCACCAAAGUGUUGCAAAAAAGUUCUUGGAAGACCAUUCCUUGUUGAUGCUGUGGAUGAGCUUUGUGUCAUUUUUCCAAGGAAUGAACCUGAAUAAGCGGGAGUUGAAUGAACACGUGGAAUUUGAGUCUCAGACCUACUAUGCAGCAUUUGCAGCUGAGCUUGAGGCCUGCGCACAACCAAUGUGGGGCCUUUUAACUCACUGCAAAGUCAGAGAGACUCAGGAGUAUACUAAAACUGUGGUCCGCUACUGUUUGGAGACUCUUCAAAUCUGGUUUGAUGCCAUUAGCUUCAGUGAUGAGCCUUCGCCAAAUCAAGUCACAUUUCAUUUGCCACUACACCGCUACUAUGCCAUGUUCCUCAGUAAGGCUGUUAAGUGCCAAGGCCUGGACCUGGACAGCCUCCUGCCUGACCAAGAGAUGCUGAUGAAGAUCAUGGUGCAUCCGUUGCAAAUUCAGGCGUGUCUGUCAGAGAUCCACAGCAACAUGUGGGUGAGGAAUGGGCUGCAGAUAAAAGGACAAGCCAUGACCUACGUGCAGUCGCACUUCUGCAACUCCAUGAUUGACCCAGACAUCUAUCUGCUGCAGGUUUGCGCAUCAAGACUUGAUCCUGACUACUUUAUCUCGAGUGUUUUUGAGAGGUUUAAAGUGGUGGAUCUUUUGACUAUGGCGUCGCAGCAUCAGAACGCCGUGCUAGACUCGGAACAGGAAAGACCAAUGCUAGAAGGGGCUCUGACCUUCUUGGUUAUACUGACAAGCCUUCGCAUUCAUUUAGGCAUGACAGACGACGAGAUCCUUCGGGCUGAGAUGGUAUCGCAGUUGUGUAUGAAUGAUCGCACUCACAGCUCACUGUUAGACCUUAUUCCUGAGAAUCCCAACCCAAAGAGUGGUAUCGUACCAGGGAGCUGCAGCUUCGAGGAGGUCCUGUCUGCGGUAGCUGAUUUCAAAGCACCCGUGUUUGAGCCGGGAGGCUCCAUGCAGCAGGGCAUGUACACCCCCAAAGCCGAGGUGUGGGAGAAGGAGUUCGAUCCAAUCAUGGUUGUUCUCAGAACGGUGUAUCGGCGUGAUGUGCAGUCGGCAAUGGACAGAUACUCGGCAUUCUUGAAGCAGUCUGGAAUUCACACCGGUAACCCGUGGCCGCCUUACAAGGAGAGGACUCCCCUUCACCCUUGCUACAAAGGUCUCAUCAAGCUGUUGCACUGCAAGACCCUGCACAUUGUGAUUUUCACUCUCCUUUACAAGAUAUGGAUGGAUCAUCAGAAUAUGUCAGAACAUGUGCUGUGCAUGGUGCUCUACCUCAUCGAGCUGGGCUUGGACAACCAGGUUCAAGACAGCAAAGAAGACGAGGAGCCGUGCAUCGAGGAGCACUGCCACGACAGUUGGUUCCCCGGUACAAACCUCAUCUCCAAUCUGCACCACGUCAUCAACUUUGUGAGAGUUCGAGUUCCUGAGACGGCACCCGAAGUGAAGCGAGAGGCGCCGCCCAGCACCAGCUCGGAGGAGUCGUCCUACGGCCAGAACCUGCGUGAAGCCCAAGUGUUUAGCCUGGUAGCAGAGCGCAGGAGGAAGUUCCAAGAGAUAAUCAACCGCAGCAGCUCGGAGGCCAACCAAGUAGUCAGGCCCAAGAGCUCAUCGACACGCUGGGUGCCACCGGGUACGCCCCCGCAGCUGGUGACGGAGAUCCUGGAGAUAAGAGAAAGCAUGCUGUCCCUCCUUGUCAAGCUGCACCAGAAGCUGUCGUCCAAGCAGAACUCUCUGUCGGCGUCCUGGCUGGACAACAUGGACACGAGCCGCCACGCUCACGGGGACGGCAUCACCGCCAUCGAGCGUAUCCUCGCCAAGGCGGCCACGCGCAGCUGCCAAAUCAAGCGCAGCAUCCAGGACAUUUGCGGAAAGGUGUCUCCUCCUGUGCCACCGAAGAAGAACAGUCCGACAGACAAGAAAGCCAUGGAUAAAGAAGAAAGACGCCAGAGGGCCAGAGAGAGGCAACAGAAACUGCUUGCUGAAUUUGCCUCCAGACAGAAGAGUUUUAUGGAAACGGCCAUGGAUGUUGAAUCUCCAGAAACGGAGGCAGCCAUGGACCUGGGAGCGUCAGAGAUGAUGGAGUCAGAGGUUCUUUACGACUGUGUGAUCUGUGGACAGAGCGGACCCUCCACCGAGGACAGACCCACCGGCCUAGUUGUUCUCCUACAGGCUUCCUCGGUGCUUGGACAUCGCUGCAAGAGCGAAGAGGCUAAGAAGCUCCCAACCUGUGACGAAGAGCACAUUUACUCUGCAGACACAUGCGCAGUGGCUCAUGACGUCCGGCUCACCCUUUUGCAACGUUUCUUCAAAGAUAGCUCUUGCCUGCAGUCUGUGUCAAUAGGUUGGGACGGGGGCGUCUACGUGCAGACCUGUGGACACACAUUGCAUAUAGAUUGCCACAAGUCGUACAUGGAGUCUCUGAGGAAUGACCAGGUUCUGCAGGGGUUCUCUGUUGACAAGGGCGAGUUUACCUGCCCGCUGUGUCGACAGUUUGCCAACAGUGUACUCCCCUGUCGCCCCGGCCGGGGCUCUGAGGCCGGAGCCUGGCACACUCCCACAAACAAAAAGACCAGUGUGCUUAUAAAGGAAGUGGGAGACCUUCAGGAGAACCUUGGCCUUUUCCCAACGGAGUCCAACUUGAGUAAAGAGAUGGAGUUGGUCAUCAAAGACAUCAAGAACACCACCCAGAAGAAAUACAUGGAUUACGGCAAGAACCCUGGAUCCCCUGAUAAUGACUUCCUCUUCAUGUACUCGGUGGCAAGGACCAACCUGGAAUUAGAGCUUGUGCAUCGUGGAGGCAACCUGUGCUGCGGCGGUGCCAGUGCAGCUGCCAAGCGCUCAUGUCUUAACCAGCUGUUCCAUGUGUUGGCCAUGCACAUGCGUCUGUACAGCAUCGAUUCCGCCUACAACCCGUGGACCAGGCUGACUCAACUCACACCAAGCAAAGAGGCAGACAGUUUUGAUGAAGAGAGACCUGAGGUGCCCAUGUUGUUUCGAGAUGUCCCUUCCUUGCUGAUCAUCUUUGUGCUGACCAUGCCUCAGCCUCUGCGAAAAGAGCACUUUACCUGCGUGGUGAAAAUGCUGUACAACCUGCAGUUCAUCCAGGCUCUGGCUGCACUCUCAACCAAGCUGAGCCCAGACGAAAGGCAGGCCUGGAGCUCGUCCGGUGCGAUCAAAAAGGCUGCUGCAAAUGCAGAUAUGUCUUUUGAAGCGCUGCUUAGUCACGUGAUCAGCGAAUUCUCUAAGAGCAACAGCAUCUAUGCAGAGGACACAGAAGACACAAUGCUGAGCUCCAGCGUGUGGUCCCCACAGUCUAUCCACUUCAGCCUGCAGCAGUACUGCCUGCCCUUCCUCCGCCUCUCCUGCCUCCUGCAGCAUCAUCUCUAUGGAGACAACCUCACCAGCUGCUUGGAGGAAGACGAGUUCUCGUCCUUGGCCGUGUGCUUGGGACUCGUACCCGCGGCCUCUUUGGCUGCCAACGCUGUGAACAGUGCCUCUUGUCUGGAGUGGGCGGUCAGCGCUUUCCCCUUGGUCACACAGUGGUGUGCUGAGGUCAACGCGCUCUCUCAGGUGCAGGCUGAGCAAUCGCUGACCUUGCUGGUCCAGGAUCCGCAGUGGGCGGCGCCCCGCCUCCUCCAGCUGCCUGCCAACUACAACAUCAUCUUCCAGUACUACCACAGGAAGGCCUGCACUGCCUGCAAAAAGGUGCCAAAGGACCCCGCGCUCUGCCUUGUCUGUGGCGCCUUCGUGUGUCUCAAGGGGGUUUGCUGCAAGCAGCAGGGUAUCUGUGAAUGUGUUUUGCACUCCCAACACUGUGGCGCGGCUACGGGCAUCUUUCUACUGAUUAACGCUUCAGUCAUCAUCAUCAUCCGCGGCCAUCGUUUCUGUCUGUGGGGUUCUGUUUACCUUGAUGCACACGGAGAGGAGGACCGUGAUUUACGGCGGGGCAAGCCUCUCUUCUUGUGUGAGGAGAGGUAUCGCGUGUUGGAGCAACAAUGGGUCUCACACACCUUUGAUCACAUCAAUAAGCGCUGGGGGCCUCACUAUAACGGACUCUAAAGACCCUCCGCAGUCCACUUUAAAAGUGCAAGCCGUGACAUUUGAAGGCGAUUUGUGUUUUUGUGUCGUUUUUGGCCGCUGCGUGGCGCGUGUUUGACAGAGAAGCUCCCCUGAAGGUGUCGGUGCCACGGCCUCGCUGUGCGUGAAGUUUGGUGUACAAUCAUGAGCCCUGAGACUAACACGUGUGUGCGUAUUUUAUCGCUUACUUUUCAACAGGGGGUGGGAGGGGACACACAAUUUGGACAUGUCAAAUUCAAACAAAGCACAACUUUUCUCAGAAAUGUGCUGUAGUUUGGAAGUAGGCUUUAGAUGAAGUAUUUAUUUGGGUCUCGAUAUAUAAAAAUAUAUGAUUAUCCCUGCAAUAAUGCACCAUUUAUGAUGCCGUUAAUGCAUAUCCCUUUUAAGUAUGGUUUCUCCUGACGGGUGCGGCCGCAUGACUACGUGACAUCAACACACUAUAUAGCGUUUUUUUUUUUUGCAAAAGCGCAAAACGACUUUCUUUUUGGGGUCUAGUUGCAAUCCAUCCUCAGGAAUUUUUUUUUUUUCUGUCUAAAUAAGAUUUAGAUAUUUAAUGAAAUAAAUGCUGCUGCUCUGUGGUUUUAACUUGUGUGAAGGUUGUUUUUGCGUGGAACGCCGCCAACGUUGGCUUCCAGUCACUUUUAAAAGACGCACGCCGUCACUUCUUUACGCUCACCACCAAGUUCUGCUUUGGUUUUUUUUGGGUGCAUGUGGUGAAGGUGUGAAAAUAAAAAAAUAAAAAUACAGCGGAACCUUGGUUAGCGUCAUUAAUCCAUUCCAGACUCUAACCAAAUCAGAUUUUCCCAAAAGAAAAGGGGGGGGAAAAAACACAAAACACAUUUUCAUAGAUUUUCCAUUGAUGAAAAUACAUACAUAAAACGACUCUAAAUGCAUAUAAACGAUGAAUGAAAGGGAUAAAUGAACAUUUGAGCUUACUUUUACCUUCAUUAAAGAUGUGGACACCACCUUCCUGUUGUGCUGUUUUUGUAUUUUUCAUUUGUUAUUUCUUGGAUUCAGUAGUCUCUCACCUCCAGUCUGUGCUUUUCCUUUGAUAAUGGCUGCAAAAUAACCUAAAAAAGAGCCACAGAAAGUUGCAAGUGGCAGCAUUUUGAUAAAGAAGAUAAGAAAUACUUUUGAAUUCAACAAAUAUCUCAUAGCAAAACACUAAGGUGGUGUGGUUUCUUACCUUCUUAAUCACAAUGCUGGCAUUUGAAACUUUCUUUGGCUCCAUUUUGGCUUAUUUUGCAGUCACGAGCAAAAGAAAAGAGAUUUUUGGCAAGAUCAAGAAAUAACUCAUGGCAAAACAGGAAGGUGGUGUGGUUGCUCAACUUUAUCGAAAUGCUAGCACUUACAAACUUUAUUUGGUUGCCUUUUGGCUUACUUUGCAGCUGUGAUCAAAAGAAAAGCAGAGAAUUGAGGUGAGAAACACUUGAGUUCAAGAAAUAACUAAUGGCAAAACAGGAAAGUCUGUGUUGAUCUCGAUGUUACAUUGUGUCUUUGGCAACGAUCACAUCUUCAGUAAAGGUAAAAGUAAGCUUAAAUGUUCAUUUAUCCCUUUCAUUCAUCGUUUAUAUGCUUUUGGAAUUGUUUGAUGCAUGUAAAUCUAUACAAAUGUGUUUUGUCUUAACAUUUGUGGAAUUUGAUAACUUAGUUUGCAAAGAACUAGAGCGUCCACCGCUGGCUGAUGACAUCAUAUACGCGUGACAGAGCUGACUUCCGCUUCCUGUUUCCAUGCAUUAGCAAGAUGCUAGCAGGGAUGUUUAGUGAUUAAAAAAUACAUGAAGAACACAGUUGGACUCACGCAGUGUAUUAAUAACACAAGACGCACGCCAUAUUGUGUGUUAACCGUAUAAUGCACGUAAACAAGGUGAAAUACGGGUGUUCAUUUUCAACGUUAACCGGGGUUCCACUGUGUUUAUUUUAAAAAACUGCAUUUGAGAGCAGUCUAAAAGGAAAACGUCGUCGCUGACGAGAGAAUCCAUCACUGCUUGUCUGUUCAUUCCUUCAACAAACCCCAUGGAAAUGAAUGAAAAGCAUAAAAUGUUUCUCCUGAGACGUCCAGUUUAGACGAGUACGAUGACUUUAUUGGUGCAUUCCAACGCUCCACCACUUUUUGGAUUUGACACUGUGCAUGACAUCCUUUCUAUUCUUUCAGUAAGUGUCUUAGCUUAUUUCAUUCAGUCGUGCCUGUGAGAUGUUUAGGUCGGCAAGAGGAUGCGAUAGGAGCGCCAGGAAGGAAUCUCUGGUGACGGAACGCUGGGGGUGCGUUUGGUUUAAGUUGAGACUUGAAAUGUAAAAAAAAAAAAAAAGAAGAAGAAGUGGCUGAACUCAUGCAUGCUGCUUUUAUGUUUACUGACUUUCACCCAGUCAUCACGUUUGCAGUCCCCACCUUGUAAAUGAGCGCAAAGCAAAUAGUCAAUGAGUGUAAAUUGUGAUUGGAAGCUCUUGUUUGUGUUCUCCUGUGUGAUUGAAGAGAAUACAGUACAUUACUGUAGCUGCAGAAGCUAACUUUCUGAUUUUGAGCAGAAAGUAUGACUUGGACAUUAAAUGCAACAUGUAAUAUAUGUGAAUAAAAUAUAAGCACACUG
Dunckerocampus dactyliophorus (ringed pipefish) is the source of this 8189-nucleotide messenger RNA. RefSeq names its product ubiquitin protein ligase E3 component n-recognin 3 (gene ubr3). The transcript has 39 exons. Gene Ontology annotation, molecular function: zinc ion binding; ubiquitin protein ligase activity. NCBI's taxonomy places the organism in Eukaryota, Metazoa, Chordata, Actinopteri, Syngnathiformes, Syngnathidae. Gene Ontology annotation, biological process: protein ubiquitination; ubiquitin-dependent protein catabolic process via the N-end rule pathway. Bases 58 to 5583 code for a protein of 1841 amino acids. Gene Ontology annotation, cellular component: cytoplasm; ubiquitin ligase complex. The record is from RefSeq and is a predicted model, not a curated record.